AGUUUAAAAAUUUUUAUUGUUCAAUAAAUGUUUAUCCUGUUCGACCCGCAACCUACGGUGUGUUUUGGAUUUUGACCCCUUGUGCGAUUGAGUUUGACACCCCUGCUAUAGGCCAUUUAUUUACAGAUCAUAUCCAACAACAGAUUUGUUGAAACAACAUUUUAAUUUAAUUCUUAAAUUGUUAGUUAACUAAGUUUUUUUAUGUAAUUUUAUAACAAUGGUUUAAAAAAGAAAAACAAUUUGCAAACACCUUCAAUAAAACCCCUGGGAAAAAAAAUACUGAUUAGAUUUAAGAAAAAAAAAAACAAAGCAAAACAACAACAACCCUUUGCUCUUUAAUCUGCUUUGCAGCAGUGGUUACUUUAUUGUGGAAACCCAUAUAUAUUAUUGCAAAUUUGUGCUCCUCAUCAGAAAUGCCUCUCCUUGGUUUUGUUUCAGUGAUUGUCAGGAGCAGAAGGAGAACCGCAGGAGCUUCAGAGAUGUGCUGUGUCCUUGUGAACAUGCACAUUAACAGUUAGAAUUGCUGAUGGCUUUGUGCCCUGCAGAAGCUUAUGCCUCGACAUUUUCAACCUUUAGGAUGCAUGUAGACUGCUGUAUAAAUGUGGCUGAUAUCCUGACAGUCAAAUCUCCGUCCCAGCCGGCUGAUCUCUGCUUGUCCUGAAAGGAGCAGCAGCGGCUCUGUAUUUGUCCUUUGGUUGGUGGCAGGACAGGAACAUGUGGUCAUGCAGCGGCCAAUGCCAAGCCCAGAGCAGACGGUAAGGACUGGCAGACCAGCAGCAGGAGCAGCGCUGCCUCUGAGAAAGAAUCCCUCCGUCCCCCAGCAGAAACAAUCCCUCUAAAAGAGACAGGACAGAGAAAGGAGGGUGUGGAUGUGGUAUCAGAGGAGAGGAUGCAGUCGGAGCGAUGCAAAAACAAACAGCGGGACAAGCAGUGGGAUUCAAGCCUCAAGAUGUAGAAUACCUCACCAGAAGAGCACUAAUCAAAGUGUCUGUGAACGCACCGUGACACCAGGGAGUUGCUGGGAUUCAAAGAUAGUGAAGGUGAAGAGGUGCAACUUGAGAAGCCCUCCCUCCACUCCCACUUAGGAUGACAAAUUAGUCCUUAUUCAGCAGGGAGUCAACCAUCACCAUAAGGAUCAGAUGUUGUCCACAGCCCAGCAGAUGCUGCAGGAUAGCCGCACCAAGAUCGAGCUGAUCCGACUGCAGAUUAUCAAAGUCACCCAGGCUGGCGGUGGCAGCAGCAAUCAUACCAGCUCCACUCAAGGAGAGACGACUUCAGAUGGCUUGGAGGCUGUGGAUGCGCGUCUGGCAGAGCUGCAGCAGUACAUGCGCAGAGAAUCCGAUGCGUCGGUGCUGGCCAAGGAUGUGGUGAAGCAGCUGGAGGGGAUCUCAGCUCUGGACCAGAAGGCGCUGGCUGAAGCUCAGUGCCGGGUGCAGGAGUCCUCUCAGAAGCUGGACCUUCUCCGACUGUCUCUGGAGAAAUGGCUGAAGAAGAAGCAGCAGGCGUCUGUUCAGCAGCCUGAGGAGGAGAUCCACCCUUCAGAGGACCUGGCAUCACCCCCCAGCAGCAGGGCUGGACGUCCUCUCUCAACAUCACCAUCCACCUUCUCCAUCAGACCGGCUUCUCUAACAGGAAAACUAGAGGUUAGACUUUUUGGAUGCAAGGAUUUACUGAAACCCGCGGCAGACGCUGAAGACGGCUCUGCAGUUCCCAUCAAAGCUGCUGAACCUUCCACUCAGGUCAGAGCGGUGCUGCGGCUGGAUGGAAGAGCGGUCGGCCGCACCGGCUGGGCUGCUGUCAGCAGGCUGAGCUGGGACCAGAUGUUCUACAUCCAGCUGGAGCGGUCUCGAGAGCUCGAGGUGUGCAUCUUCUGGCGGGAUCAGAAGACGAUGUGUGCCGUCAAGUUUCUCCGUCUGGGGGAGAUGAUGGAGAACCCCACUCACAACCAGGUCUUCAGCCUGGAGCCACAGGGCCUCCUCUUCAUCAAGCUUCAGUUUGUUGACACUGAGGUGGAGCGGCAGCCCAAACUGAGACGUCAGCGAUGCAUCUUCACCAAAGAGCGAGGCAGGAAUUUUCUCCGAGCAGCCCAGAUGAACAUGAAUUUUGCCACGUGGGGUCAUCUGAUGAUGAGCAUCCUUCCUCGCUACACCUCCUUCAACACCUUCAGCUCACAUCCCUCCAUGAGUCCUGACCCAGUAGCCAGCAGUCCCCCUGAUCCAGCUGAGGAGGAGCCCCCCAGCGCCCCAUCCCCAGCAGGAGAGGCUUGGAUGAACAGCCUCAGCAUCACUGAGGAGCGUCUGCCCCCCGUUAGCCUGGCGUCCCCCAACCCUGCAGCACACAAGCUUCCUGAGGCCGAACUGCAGGAGACACUGGUCUCCACUAACAUCUCAGAUGGAAGUGCAGACCAGCCUGCUUCUGCUCUGAGGUUCUCACACCUUCUCAUGUCUGCAGCUGGUGAAGAGUGGAUGACUAGAAUAACAGCUAAACUUUGUGUUUUCUUGCAAGGCUGCAGGUGGAAGAUUUUAAGUACAUUUCUGUUCUGGGACGUGGGCACUUUGGGAAGGUAUCAGUCAGCUUCUCUGCCUCAAGUGAUCCGCUCUUCUGCUGGUUCUCAGUCUUUGUGUGCUGUCUGUGUGGAGGUGCUGCUGGCGGAGUUUCAGAAGACAGGACAGCUGUUUGCCAUCAAAGCCUUGAAGAAGAGAGACAUUGUGAGUCGUGAUGAAGUGGACAGCCUGAUGAGCGAGAAGAGGAUCUUCGAGAUGGUCAACACCUCCCGACAUCCCUUCCUGGUCCACCUCCAUGGCUGCUUCCAAACCUGCGACCACGUCUGCUUCGUCAUGGAGUACCUGCCAGGCGGCGACCUGAUGAUCCACAUCCACUCUGAUGUGUUCACGGAGGCUCAGACCAGGUUUUACUCUGCAUGUGUUCUGCUGGGUUUAGAGUUCCUGCACCUGAAUAAAAUCAUCUAUCGAGACCUGAAGCUGGACAACCUGCUGAUGGAUGCUGAGGGCUUUGUGAAAAUCACAGACUUCGGACUUUGCAAAGAAGGAAUGGGUCAUGGAGACCGGACCUCCACUUUCUGCGGGACCCCGGAGUUCCUUGCCCCUGAGGUCCUGACGGAGGACAACUACACCCGAGCUGUGGACUGGUGGGGGAUGGGUGUCCUCAUCUAUGAGAUGCUGAUUGGAGAGUCUCCAUUUCCUGGUGAAGAUGAGGAGGAGGUGUUUGACAGCAUCGUCAAUGACGACGUGCAGUAUCCAGAGCUCCUUCCUCCUGACGCCGUCUCCAUCAUGCAGAAGCUGCUGAGAAAGAAUCCGGCGAAGCGGCUGGGAGCUGGAGAGAGGGACGCCAAUGAGGUGAAGGGGGAGAAGUUCUUUCAGCUCGUGGACUGGGACGCCCUCCUGGCUAAGAAGGUAAAGCCUCCGUUUGUGCCGUCCAUCAAGCAGCCCACGGAUGUCAGCAAUUUUGACAGCGACUUCACUCGCCUCCAGCCCAUCCUGUCCCCCCCCUCCCAGCCCUCCAGCCUCUCUGCACAGCACCAGGAAGCUUUUGCAGACUUUGACUUCUGUGUCAUGCACAGGUGAAAGAAACUAGGAUGUCCAUUCUGUCCAUGAUCUACCUCGCUGGAAACCAGCAACCUUCAUAUCAACCCUCUGCAAACACCACAAUCCCUUCUCUGUUUGGAAGCAGAAGAAAUCAUCACAAACACACACCAGAAGACAGAGAGGAGCUGAAUAGAAGCUGGACUUCAUCCUCAUGAUCCUCUCCACUCUACAGAUCAAUGCACACAUUUACAACUCAUGAUCAGCACUAGAAUCACGAAACAACAAAGCUUAUCUCCAUGCAGAGAAAGUGAUUGUUUUACAGUAUUAUCUUCAUGGUGCGUCAAACUUUGACCUGUCAGUCUUCAACGCUCCUCUCAGCAGCUUCAUUAAUGAAGUCUGACAAAGGAUUACAUCUUUUAGUCUGUCCUCGCUCAGUCGAUGGCGCUCAGAUGAUAUCUUGAAGAGCAGAGUGACACACACGUACUUUUUAGGAGAGUUGCCUCAGUCCAUUCUGGUUCAGAAACAGCCCAUUUCCCAUCUAAACAGCCCUUUAAGCCAAAGGGUCUCCUCAUUGAUACGCUUUAGCUUUCUUAAACUGACUAUAAAAUGAAUCUAUUUACAGCUUGAACACCAGAGCUCCAGUGUUUUUGUUCUUUUAUUUACUGUAAUUUUUAAAUUGUUCACAGCAUAAUUCCAGUUGAUUGUGAAGGAGAAAAGCGGCUCAUUGUGCUGCUUUUCUCCUUCACAAUCAACUGGAAUUAUGCUGUUAACGGUUGAAAAGUUCUAGUAAAUCAAAGAACAAAAACACUUAAAGGGUUAAGGGGAUUCCCUCAGAGGAUCUUAGUGGAUCUUUCAGAGGAACUCCUGUGUUCUUCUGCAUCACUGUCAGCUGCAGUUCACUGCUCUCAUGGAAAAAAACCCCUCUUAGUUGUCAGAGCUGUGUUUUAGAGAAAAAUAAUCCAUAAUUGAUCUGAAAGAGUUGUAAGAAGUGAAAGUCUGUAUCUUCACAGAGUUGUGCUUGUGAGCACCAGCAGAAUAAGAGGAUCUGCAGAACAACAAAUCAACAAACACACUCCUGAAAGCUUCUCAGAACAUAGUAGACUGGGUUGAGCUCAGAUGGAGUCGCCCUGUUGAGUUUACUUAAACUCUCAGUCGUGUUACUCUUUGGUUGUUCCAUGACUGGAGAGAUAAAUGAUGCUGUGAUCAACCAUCAUUCCAGUCUUUGAAUCGAUCAUGUGACCAUACAGAGUGCUAGAAUGUUCUAAUAAUGAUUGUUCUGAUGUAGAAAAACAACAGUGGGCUGAACUUGAUCAAACUAACAUGU
Molecule: messenger RNA, 4869 nt
Organism: Oryzias melastigma (Indian medaka)
Lineage: Eukaryota; Metazoa; Chordata; Actinopteri; Beloniformes; Adrianichthyidae
Product: serine/threonine-protein kinase N2
Exons: 18
Coding region: 1140-3584 (814 amino acids)
Biological process (GO): protein phosphorylation
Molecular function (GO): protein serine/threonine kinase activity; ATP binding
Source: RefSeq, a predicted model, not a curated record